CAGAUCAAACAGAUCGGUUGAAAAAGCUCUAUGAAGAGUACCCCGGAGCUGUGAAGGCAGCUCGAGUUGCCAAAUGGAUGUUUCGAGACUUGAAAGGUAUGGAUGUGGAGUACAUUGUGAACGAUGUGGCACGAGACGGCAAGAAAAUUUGGGAGAGCAGGGCUCAAGAUGUUGAGGGGAGUCAGCUUUUUCAAGCUGUGCUGCUUCAAUUGGCCCAAUAUCCAGAUGUUACAGCAUUCUCCUCUUUGAGCGAGUUGGAGAGGAAAGCUUUCACUGCAAGAGGCAAAGAAACAUUGGAGAAUAUAAAAUGGUCACUUACAAGGAGUCAAGUUCUCGCCAAGGUCCUUCUCCAAAUGUGCAGCAGCAAUUCUCUUGGUCAGGAUGCUGAGCUUCUGGACGCUCUGUGUCAGAAUGCUUCUAUGAUUGAAUACGAAUGUCUGUCACGAGAUCGGCCUAACACAGCUUCUGCAAAGCUCGAUUUAACCUGGCAAAGAGACAUGUCUAUUUCUCCGAAAGAUGUAAACUUGGGCUUCUCUGUCAAGAUCAAGCCCGACACGACCACGACAAAGGACUCUGGUGACAGGACAAGUGAGACCAGCGUUGUUCAGCGAAGCAGGAACGAACAAGGAAAACAAGAUGGACAGUCUACCUCAUCUGGCAGUUUCGGCGGCACUUGGCCAGAGAAGAUCUUACUUUCCUUUGACAAUAUGCUGUACUUGAUGGAGCAGGAGAAGAUGGUGGCAAAAACACGGUUGGAAGCCAAAUAUGUGCAGGGAAUGUGCAUGUCUCUCGAAGCUUUCUUGGAGAUGGCAACUAGAAAGAAGAAACAAGAACGGUGGAGGAGCAGGAAAAUGCCAAAAAGCAUGCAUGAAAUAGAAGCGAGUAUGAGAGAACUAGGUAUUGAAACAUGCGACCAGAUGCAAGAGAUGAUAUUGAAAUCAGAUAUGCCCGCAGCCUGGAAAGGCCCACUCAUAGCCUUUCUCUUUGUCUGGCGGUGUGCAGCCAGUGCAUGAUACAUCCUUCCAGUGGCGCUGGAGACAAGUGAUGAACAUUCUCCUGACGGAGGAUCGCGGAACAAA
Cladocopium goreaui is the source of this 1079-nucleotide messenger RNA. NCBI's taxonomy places the organism in Eukaryota, Dinophyceae, Suessiales, Symbiodiniaceae. The record is from the annotation of a GenBank genome assembly.